UAUCAGAGGUCAGUUACAACCGGACUUCCUUCCAAUAGUUACCUCUUGGGAAGUGCUCCAAUAAAAGUAAACAUGAGAACACUUUUAGUGGUAGGCGUUCUGUGCCUGGCAGCUAUUUGCGCUGCAGAUGAGGCUGAUGACCUCGCAGUGGCUGCAAGCGGUCACCACCACGAGAGCGGUGGCGGCCAUGAUCACCAUGCGCAUCACCAUCAUGACCAUGGCGGCAAGGGCGGUAAAGGGCACAAAGGACACCACCAUCACCACAAAGGCGACCACGGACACUAUGGCAAGCAUCAUCAUGAUGGACAUCAUCACGAGCAUGGAGGCGGCCACAAGAAGCACUGGGAUGAACACGAUGACCAUGGUGAACACCAUGAACACGGCCAUCAUCACAAAGGCGGCAAGCACGGCCACCACGAACAUCAUGACAAGGGUGAACACAUCGACGGCUACCACAAGAAGUACCAUAAGGAUCACUUCCACAAGGACCAUCACUUCCAUGACGGCCAUCACGACGAAGGCAAACAUCACAAGCACGAUCAUCACCAUAAGCACCAUGAGGAACAUGGCGGCGGCCACAAAAAGGGAGGUCAUGGACACCACGGACAUCAUGAAGAUCAUUAUGGCAAGCACGGACACCACGACAAGCACCACUACGAUGAGGGCCACCACGACCACAAAGGACACCACGGACACGAGGGCCACCAUCAUCAUCACGGCGGUCACGGCAAGAAGGGCGGUCAUGAGGGCCAUAAAGACUGGGGAUUCCACCAUGGCAAACAUUAAAGUAUAUUGUACCAAUUAUUUUUACCACUUCUUAUCUUUAAGAAUGGAAAUUGUUAUUGUUUUUUUUCAUACUUUUAUACGAAUUAAAUAAUUUUCUUUGA
Messenger RNA from Manduca sexta (tobacco hornworm), 887 nucleotides. RefSeq names its product histidine-rich glycoprotein. The coding region runs from base 73 to 786 and encodes 237 amino acids. The record is from RefSeq and is a predicted model, not a curated record. The transcript has a single exon. Lineage: Eukaryota; Metazoa; Arthropoda; Insecta; Lepidoptera; Sphingidae.